This is a messenger RNA of Sinocyclocheilus grahami, 6400 nucleotides long. RefSeq names its product dedicator of cytokinesis protein 9-like. NCBI's taxonomy places the organism in Eukaryota, Metazoa, Chordata, Actinopteri, Cypriniformes, Cyprinidae. The coding region runs from base 1 to 5922 and encodes 1973 amino acids. The record is from RefSeq and is a predicted model, not a curated record. The transcript is spliced from 52 exons. Gene Ontology annotation, molecular function: guanyl-nucleotide exchange factor activity. Gene Ontology annotation, biological process: small GTPase-mediated signal transduction; positive regulation of GTPase activity.
AUGGAAUGCAUCAAGACCUACAACUCUGACUGGCAUGUGGUGAACUACAAGCAUGAAGAUUAUUCUGGAGACUUCCGACAUCUUCCAAAUAAAGUUCCUCGGCCCGAGAAACUAGCUAGUCAUGUAUUUGAGGUGGACGAGGAUGCAGAUAAGGAGGAGGAUGCCGCCUCAUUGGGCUCUCAAAGAGGGGGCGUGUCCAAACACGGCUGGCUGUAUAAAGCAAACAUGAACAGUGCCAUCAGUGUUACAAUGAGGUCUUUUAAGAGAAGGUAUUUCCAUUUGACCCAGCUGGGAGAUGGAUCAUACAACUUGAACUUCUACAAAGAUGAGAAAAUAUCUAAAGAACCCAAGGGAACCAUCUUCUUGGACUCCUGCAUGGGUGUCAUCCAGAACAGUAAGGUGCGUCGUUUCGCAUUUGAGCUGAAGAUGCAGGAUAAAAGCACUUAUCUUCUGGCUGCAGACGGCGAAGGAGAGAUGGAUGACUGGAUUAACACCCUCAACAAGAUCCUCCACAGCAGCUUUGAGCUCGCCAUGCAGGAGAGGAGGAAUGGAGAACUGCACGAUGAUGAUGAGCUGGGCAAGACAGACAUCUCACCGGGGAAUUUUCAGGACAGUUUCCAGAGUGCAAGAGACAUUGAGUCCAAGAUGAGGAGUGAAACUCGUCUGAAACUCUUCACUCUGGACUCUGACACACAGAAACUCGAUUUGUCUGGCAUUGAACCUGACGUGAAGCAGUUUGAGGAGAAGUUUGGGAAGAGAGUUUUGGUGAGCUGCAAUGAUCUGUCCUUCAACCUUCAGAGCUGUGUAGCAGAGAAUGAGGAGGGUCCUACUACUAACGUGGAGCCCUUCUUCGUGGUGCUUUCACUGUUUGACGUGCAGAACAGCCGAAAAAUAUCUGCAGAUUUUCAUGUGGAUCUAAACCACCCACUGGUCCGAUCCAUGAUCCCACCUCCCAGCAUGCAGAUAAAUGGAGGGAUGGACACACCUCACCAAGAAACGCUGCUUAGUGAACUGCCAGAGGGGAUGCUGCAGUACCCCAAAAAAGGUGUCUUCUCUGUGACGUGUCCUCACCCUGACAUCUUCCUGGUUGCUCGAAUCGAGAAAGUUCUGCAGGGAGGGAUUACUCACUGCGCUGAGCCCUACAUGAAGAGCUCUGACUCCAGCAAGGUUGCUCAGAAGGUUUUGAAGAAUGCCAAGAUGGCCUGCAGCAGACUGGGCCAGUACAGGAUGCCUUUCGCAUGGGCAGCUCGGCCUGUGUUUAAAGAUGCCUCAGGGACUUUGGAUAAAAGCGCUCGGUUCUCCGCGCUGUAUCGGCAAGACAGUAAUAAACUCUCAGAAGAAGAUCUUUUCAAACUGCUGGCGGAUUUUAGGAAACCUGAGAAGAUGGCUAAACUACCCGUCAUCUUGGGUAACCUGGAUGUGACCAUUGAUAAUGUCCCUCCUGAUGUGGCUAAUUGUGUCACUCCAUCCUACAUCCCAGUGAGACCUUUUGAGAGUAAUGGGCCGAGCACCGGUGUUCUGUUGGAGGUGGAGGAGUUUGUUCCCUGUAUUGCCAAGUGCUCUCAGCCUUUCACCACCUACAACAAUCAUCUCUAUGUCUAUCCCAAACACCUCAAAUAUGACAACCAGAAGUCUUUUGCCAAGGCAAGGAACAUCGCAGUAUGUGUGGAAUUCAGAGAGUCAGAUGAAGAGGAUGCCCAACCUUUGAAGUGUAUCUAUGGUUGUCCAGGAGGUCCUCUCUUCACCAAACAUGCCAAUGCAGCAGUACUGCACCACCAGCAGAACCCAGAGUUUUAUGAUGAGAUAAAAAUUGAGUUGCCCACACAACUUCAUGAAAAGCAUCACCUGCUCUUCACUUUUUACCACAUCAGCUGUGACAGCAGCACAAAGAAGCGGGACAUAGUGGAGACCCCAGUGGGCUCUGCCUGGCUUCCUCUGCUUAAAGAUGGUCGUGUUGUUAUGAGUGAGCAGCACAUCUCUGUGGCGUCCAACCUACCAAAUGGUUACCUCAGCUGCCAGGAGGGUGUAAGCAAGCACUCUAGUCCUGAGAUAAAGUGGGUGGAUGGAGGACGUCUUCUUUUCAAAGUGUCUACACAUCUGGUCUCUACCAUCUACACGCAGGAUCAGCACCUGCACAAUUUUUUUCAUCAUUUCCAGAGUAUGCAGUCUGGUGCCACCCAUCCAACUGAGGGUGAGCUUGUCAAAUACCUCAAGAGUCUUCAUGCCAUGGAAGGUCAUGUUAUGAUCAACUUCCUGCCGACUAUUUUAAACCAGCUGGUUCAUGUUCUGACCAGCACCAGUAAUGAGGAUGUGGCUGUAAACACCACCAGGGUCAUGGUCCACAUUGUUGCUCAGUGCCAUGAAGAGGGUCUAGAACACUACUUGAGGUCUUAUGUGAAGUACGUGUUUAAAACAGAGUCCUAUUCAACCAAUUACAGUAAGACAGUGCAUGAGGAACUGGCCAAAGCCAUGACAUCCAUUUUAAAGCCUUCAACCGACUUCCUAACCAGCAACAAGCUUCUCAAGUAUUCGUGGUAUUUUUUUGAAGCCCUGGUGAAGUCAAUGGCACAGUACCUGAUGGAAAGUGGCAAGGUUAAGUUGUCCAGGAACCAGCGAUUUACAGCUUCGUUCCACCACGCUGUGGAGACACUGGUGAACAUGCUGAUGCCCCACAUCACCCAGAAGUAUAAGGACAAUCUGGAUGCUGCCCGCAAUGCCGACCAUAGCCUGGCCGUCUUCAUAAAGCGCUGUUUUACCUUUAUGGAUCGAGGAUUUGUCUUCAAGCAGAUAAACAACUACAUCUCCUGUUUUGUACCUGGAGAUCCCAAGACGCUGUAUGAGUUUAAGUUUGAGUUUCUGCGGGUGGUGUGUAAUCAUGAACACUACGUCCCCCUCAAUCUGCCCAUGCCUUUUGGGAAGGGCCGCAUUCAGAGGUUUCAAGCUUUUCUGUGUCACAUUAAGGAGACUCAUGCCAGAAGAGUAGAUCUACAGUUGGACUAUUCACUGACGGAUGAUUUCUGCAGGAAUCACUUCCUAGUGGGUUUGUUAUUGAGGGAGGUGUGUGGGGCUCUUCAGGAGUUUGGGGAAGUCCGUCAGAUCGCCAUUCAGGUUCUCAAGAGUCUGAUGAUCAAACACACAUUUGACGAUCGCUAUGCCUCAAAGAGUCAGCAGGCCAGGUUGGCGACACUCUAUCUACCCUUGUUUGGGUUACUGCAGGAGAACGUUUACAGAUUAAAUGUGAGAGACACGUUUAAUUUUAACACCAACCAGAAUGGGCGAGAUGAACAUCUUGCCAGCAUCUCUACAGUAACACCCCAAAAACCUGUUGGUAACCUUGAAAACAGCCUUCAUAAAGAUGUAUUUGGGGUCAUCUCAGGAACUGCCUCUCCUCACACCUCUAUGCCUAACAUUGGCUCUGUGCGCCACGCUGACUCUCGAGGUUCUCUGGUCAGCACAGACUCAGGAAACAGCAUCCCUGAGAAGACCAGCUCUUUCGAUAAGCCGAAAGAGAGGUUUACACGUAGACACACCCUCACUGUGUUGCCCCUCCCCCUUGAACCAGAGGACUCCUCCCCUCUCAGCCGGGCAGCCAAACGUGUCACAAUGGAUUUCUCACUGCUUUCAAGCCCCACCCUCGACGAUAACGACACUAACAGAAUUACUGACACCAUACAAGUAGAGCAACCCACCCAAUCAGCCUCCGCUCUUGGUAGCUCUAUGCUGCGCUGUGAUAAAUUGGACAGAGAAGAAAUCAAAAACCUGCUCAUGUGUUUCCUCCAUGUUUUAAAGAGCAUGUCUGAAGAUGCCUUAUUUACAUACUGGAACAAAGCCACAACCUCUGAGCUGAUGGACUUUUUCACGUUAGUAGAAGUGUGUCUGCAUCAGUUCAGGUAUAUGGGGAAGAGAUUCAUUGCCAGAAGCCAGGAUGGGGUGGGGUUUAUGGCUCCGGACAGGAAGUCGUUGACUCUUCCUGUUUCUCGUAACAGAGGGGGCGUCAUGCACACACGCUUACAACAGCUGGGCAGCCUGGAGAACGCACACACUUUCAACCACACGUAUUGCCAUGGUGAUGCUGACACGUGUCUCCUGGAGGCUAACGUCUCAACGGAGGUGUGCUUGACUGUGCUGGACAUACUCAGUGUUUUCAUUAUGGGCUUUAAGACUCAGCUGUGUGCAGAUUUGGGUCAUAACCCACUGAUGAAGAAGGUUUUCCAGGUGCACCUCUGUUUCCUUCAGAUCCCCCAGUCAGAGAUGGCACUGAAGCAGGUCUUCACCUCCUUACGUACCUUCGUUUACAAGUUUCCCUGUACGUUUUUUGACGGACGGGCGGAUAUGUGUGCCUGUUUGUGCUAUGAGAUCCUGAAGUGCUGUAAUUCCAAACUGAGUUCCAUACGCAGUGAUGCUGCCCACCUGCUCUAUUUCCUCAUGAAGAGCAACUUUGAGUACAAUGGCAGGAAGUCCUUUGUCCGAACACACCUGCAGGUGGUGAUUGCGGUGAGUCAGCUGAUUGCUGAUGUCAUUGGGAUUGGAGGGACACGCUUCCAACAAUCACUGUCCAUCAUUAAUAAUUGUGCCAACAGUGAUAAAACUGUAAAGCACACUGCUUUCCCCUCGGAUGUGAAGGACCUGACCAAGCGGAUCCGGACGGUACUGAUGGCCACUGAGCAGAUGAAGGAACAUGAAAAAGACCCAGAGAUGCUGGUGGACCUUCAGUACAGCCUGGCCAAAUCCUACACCAGCACCCCCGAGCUGCGCAAAACCUGGCUGGAUAGUAUGGCCAAAAUCCACGUGAAGAAUGGAGAUCUGUCUGAGGCAGCGAUGUGUUACGUGCAUGUGGCAGCACUUGUGGCUGAGUACCUGAAGAGGAAAGGAAUGUUCCGGCAGGGCUGCUCAGCAUUUCGUGUGAUCACACCCAACAUUGAUGAGGAGGCAGCCAUGAUGGAGGAUGUGGGCAUGCAGGACGUUCACUUCAAUGAGGAAGUGCUGAUGGAGUUGUUGGAAGCUUGUGCUGAUGGUUUAUGGAAAGCUGAGCGUUAUGAACUUAUUUCAGAUAUCUACAAACUCAUCAUUCCGAUUUAUGAACAACGCAGAGACUUUGAGAAACUGGCCCACCUGUAUGACACAUUACAUCGGGCUUACACUAAAGUGAUGGAAGUGAUGCAUUCUGGGAAGAGGCUACUUGGGACCUUCUUCAGAGUGGCAUUUUUCGGCCAGGUAAGACAAUGCAAUGGUGCAGUGGUUUCAACUAGUCUAGCUAACACAGACAAUUUGAUUGGAUUGAGUUGCACUAUAAAAGGUGGUUUUGGUGAUCUCUGCAGUGUCCUGUGUUCAGAUGGAAAUGAGGGGAGAGAGGGGAAGAGUGAAGCUACACACUGUUUCCCAUAUGUAAAGAAGCGCAUAGCAGUGAUGUAUCAGCACCACACAGACCUGAGUCCCAUCGAGGUGGCCAUAGAUGAGAUGAGCGGGAAGGUGGCGGAACUCAGAGCCCUCUGUGCAACUAUUGAAGUUGACAUGAUCCGCCUGCAACUUAAGCUGCAAGGAAGCAUUAGUGUACAGGUCAAUGCUGGGCCACUUGCAUAUGCCAGAGCUUUCCUUGAUGACGCCUGCGCCAAAAAAUACCCAGAUAAUAAAGUCAAACAGCUUAAAGAGGUCUUCAGGCAGUUUGUUGAGGCAUGUGGACAGGCUCUAGCUGUGAAUGAAAGACUGAUUAAGGAGGACCAACAGGAAUAUCAUGAUGAGAUGAAAGCCAGUUACAAAGACCUGGCCAGAGAGCUUUCACACAUCAUGCAUGAACAGAUCUCCGCUGUGGAGGGCGGAACCAAGAGCUCUCUUUCGGAUUCGCUGCAUAUUUUCAAUGCCAUCAGUGGCACGCCCAGCGGCACCACCCUGCAUGGCAUGCCUAGCUCCGCCUCCACCAUGUGACUCUCACCCCUGGCCUUAAACCUCUGACCCUGCCCGAGCCAGAGAGACGGACAGACAGACUGAAAAGCAUCAAAAGCGAAAGAACAAGAAAAGAAUGGAAUUUCAUUGUCCGACACUCUGAAUGAAUCGCCCAUCAAUCAGCAUCCAGGACUCUGGGAUAGAGCAGGUGUGUCCGGUCUUUGUAAUGUCCAGAUACUAUUCCCAUAUGACGCAUGUAAUUGAAAGAAAGGAGCAUUUGUUCUUCUCUCAUCCACUCCAGUUUCCUGUGGAGACUAUCACUUUUAUUUCUUUCGUAACCAGAACAACUUGAAAAAUCUGCCUUUUUACUUUCACAUUCCUCAAUUUUAAUGCAUCAUUUUUCCAUAUAUUCCCCAAUUCUGUACGUUUUUUGCUGCUCUGUGCUGAGAGAGAGGCUGCGACAUCACUUCCUGUGUCUGAGGCAGCUGCCGUCCACUGAGUAGUAGUGAAGAGAAUAUAA